AUGAACUGGUUGGUGAUUUUUAGUCUUCUUGGUCUGUCAGGUGUUAAUGCUCUGCCGACCACACCACCAACCACAACAAUUCUCACAACUACAGCAGAAUGUCAAUGGCAAGAUAAUAAAGUAGAGCAAUGUAGAGUUUACACGUGUGAAAAUGGUCGCUGGUUAGGGUUUGAAUUUACUGCCACCAAAACCUGUUGUUAUACACGGCCCGAUCAUCCUAAAUGUAUAAUGUUUUUCCCUGAAUUAUUUGAAACAACGACACCACCAACUACCACCUUUCCUACCACAACGACUGAAUGUACAAACAGUGGUAAAGUAGAAAACUGUAUGUCGUAUUGGUGUUCUAAUGGUCGAUAUCAACCGUUCGAGUUUACAGCCACACAUUCAUGUUGUCAAACCAAACCAUUUCAUCCUCGAUGCAUCAUGAUGUUCCCAGAGCUAUCUGGUACAGCUCGCCCUUGA
Messenger RNA from Lottia gigantea (owl limpet), 462 nucleotides. RefSeq lists its product as hypothetical. The record is from RefSeq and is a predicted model, not a curated record. Bases 1 to 462 code for a protein of 153 amino acids. The transcript is spliced from 4 exons. NCBI's taxonomy places the organism in Eukaryota, Metazoa, Mollusca, Gastropoda, Lottiidae.